Molecule: messenger RNA, 2570 nt
Organism: Strongylocentrotus purpuratus (purple sea urchin)
Lineage: Eukaryota; Metazoa; Echinodermata; Echinoidea; Camarodonta; Strongylocentrotidae
Exons: 2
Coding region: 1102-1749 (215 amino acids)
Source: RefSeq, a predicted model, not a curated record
GAAUGCAGAGAGGAGUGGAAACCCUCUUUUAAGGAUUCAUAAAGAAGGAUCACUUCCUUUGGAGCCUUGGAAGAAUAGGUGCAACGAUUUAAUCAGCUCAAAUUAUGGUUAAAUUCACUCCAAAGUAGUGAUUGAUUUUUAUUUACAGUGAAUUCCAUUAUUUUUUUUAGUGCGGAUUCCUCUAGUUUGAGCUUUGAUUCCACUCACGAUCAUAGCAGAGGGUAGAUUGACCCUGGCAUUGGUUUCAUGGCACGUGUUGGAAUCAAAAUAUUGUCAUGUGCCCCGGAAGUACACUUAGGAAGUCCAUGAUCGAGAUAACACAAGGUCACAUCACCAAUACACCAGUGACCAGAUAUUAAACUUUUCCACUGUCGAAUGCGAACUGAUUCUGUCAAACUAACAUAAAAACUUUAAUUUUGUUUUCAAUUUUAAUUGAAGUUUCAAUUAAAAUGAUGACAAUUAACUUUAUAGGAUGUUAGUAUAAUAUAAGUUAUCUGCCAAAUGUCAUUCUUUAAACGAAAACGUUGCAAUGUAGAUAAUUUUGCCAUAUUGACAUUUUCUAGAUGAAUAUGUUAACAUAAUAAUUAUGUCGAUCUGAUACACUGAUUUCAAAUGACUAUAGUUGUCGAGGAAAGAAAAAUCCUUUUCACAAAAUGUAAUCAGAUACCAGUAGGAAAAAAAUAUAAAUAUAUUAUAUUUAGACUUGAAUAAUUAUUCACGACUCACUGCACUGUAAUGCUGAAAACAUAGUUAUUGUGAAGAGCCUAUAUAUUUUGACAGGAGUAUAUGCAUGAAAACGGUGAACGCUACUUGGUAGGCCGAUCCCCGACCUGCUAUAUUUGGAAAACAUUAUGACACCUGGCACUAAUUUGUUUUGGCAGGUAGUUCUAAAAUGAGCAGAGAUGGUCCAGAGUUGACGCGUACUGUUCAAAAGGCAGUUGGAAGGUUUGAUUAAUAGUCCUCCAGUGUGUGAAGCGUUCUGCGUCGACGCUAAUCUCCUUGUUGCAGAAUUGAAAUCAUUGUAUAAGCAGGAUCUACCCUGAUGAUAUGUGAAACAAAAGCUUUACCUGUUUUGGACGAACAAUUAAAAUAACAAAAGAGAUGCAGAGCUCGACGACAACGGCUGGCAGAUUGUCUACGAAAAUGAUCGGGGAUAAACCACUAUUGGUACCAGAUCGGCACACCACUGACGUAGGUAUGGAAGAUAAAGCCAAUGAAAACGUGACGGAGAUCAACGCAAAUUAUGUCACGUCGGAGGUUGUUAGUCGAGGACUUGGGAAUACAGGAAUACAGGAGCACAAAAUGGCGAAGAAAAAUUCCUUGUUUGUAGAUAGAUCACACAAUGUGAGAGAGCUAGAAGCAGAAUGCCAUGGGGAUGAUAGAGACGUUGACAUCAUGGGGCGAGAACGGACGUCGAAAGAUGUGGCGCAGACGAAGAGCCAAACCAAGAAUUUAAGAUCUGAAAAAGGCGCGAAAGAUGAUGACGGGAGCCGGAGUCAAAGUAGGAGGAGACGCGGUAGAAAUGAGGACAGAAACACGGUCGGAUCAAACCAAGAACCUGCUCCAACUCGUCAUCGGUGGAAGAGGGUUCGAAAGUUCUUUGGCAAGCACUUUGGUAGAGCGCUCAAUCUCAUCGGAAUGGGAGCCCUGGUGUCACCGCCAGGACCCGGGACUUACAUCUCUGUUCAGACACGGAGCUGCUCGGAGAAUCAGAACGUGUCAGCAUCCUAUGGAAUGUUCCUCUUCUGAAGGCAGUGUGAACACUUCGAUACACUAAUAGUUGAAGAUUAUAUAAGUUUCGAUUUUGCGAUAAAUUACACGUACUUUUGAAUUGUGCAAUCGUGGACUACUCAUAUAUCAUUUGUGAUUGUCGGCGUUGUUAAGCACCGGGAAAUUCGACAAACAAACAAACAAACUUGAAUAUUAAAAAAGAGGCAACAAACAAAUGAAAUAAAAUGAACAUGGCAGCAAAAUCAUCUCGUGCUUUACCACGGAAAAGGCUUCGAUUUUCUGUCAUAUUUCUGAGGAGAGAGCAGCGACGAGUUUACGAUUCGUAAACCAUUUUUUUGUUUUGGGCAGGUUCAACAUUCUUGAUGCCCUUACGAUCCGUGACGAUUGUGUGCGAUAUAUUAAGAUAUCCUGCAGUUCUGAAGAUCAGAUGCUGUAGACGAUCAUAAUUUAUCGGAGAGAGAGAGAGCAUAUCUUAAGUGGCAGCUUCAUGUGGACUACUUUGAAUUAACGGAAGGUCAUGAUGUCUAAAUCAAAAUAUUAUUUCGACGACUCCUUCCAGCUGAAAACUAGAAAUGGCACACCGACAGCCAAGAGUAAAUUGGUACAGUGGAUAUAAAGAUGAACGCUCAUCAUGAAUUUCGGUUGUUAAAUGAUCAUACUAAAUUUAGUGAAUUAUUGUGUAUGUUUAUCAACAUUGCAUGAAUAUGGACGACCCCCUGAUUACAACCAGUAUAACCAUUUCGGUGAAUGUUUCGAUAGUGCAAUAGCCCUCGCUGUAAUGGUCUUCUUAACCGUUUAUGAAGAAAGAGGACGAGGGAGAGGGGGGAGGAGAGAAAAAA